This is a messenger RNA of Tachysurus vachellii, 4937 nucleotides long. RefSeq names its product T-box transcription factor 19 (gene tbx19). Gene Ontology annotation, cellular component: nucleus. Lineage: Eukaryota; Metazoa; Chordata; Actinopteri; Siluriformes; Bagridae. Bases 1757 to 3070 code for a protein of 437 amino acids. The transcript is spliced from 8 exons. Gene Ontology annotation, biological process: heart morphogenesis; mesoderm formation; regulation of transcription by RNA polymerase II. The record is from RefSeq and is a predicted model, not a curated record. Gene Ontology annotation, molecular function: DNA-binding transcription factor activity, RNA polymerase II-specific; RNA polymerase II cis-regulatory region sequence-specific DNA binding.
GUUCAUGGUGUUUUCCUCUCCAUUUCUGCAGCGCGCAGGAGGCUCCGUUUAAUGAGACCUUUUGCGUGCGUGAUGUCGUUAAAUCCUCUAAAUCUCUGCGCGGCAGCUGCGGGAUCAGGUUUCCGCAUCGCCUCCUCCCAGAACAUCCAGUCUGCUUUUCUUUCUCUCAGUAUAAGGAUGAAAACCGGUGCGGUGAUGAUGCGGACAAAACCCGCACACCUCUGACAGCGUGGCUGCGAUUACUGCUGUGACUUAAUGCCGGCUUUAACACCGGCAACGUGCGCGCAACUUAGAGAGUCGCUUUGGGCAUCUUAACGCCUGACAGCAUAUAAUUAAUCCAUUAUCCAGAACUUACCCUCAUCAUCAUCAUCAUCAUCAACACAAUAACAACACAGAACAUUUACAACCUGAUAAACGGGAUGCUUCAUGAACUUUUAAGGGCGAUAAAAUUUUAUUGUAAUAUUUGAAUGUUUCUAAUUUUAACAUACAAGCUUCCCUUUCGUGCAAGAUUUUGUGCUGAUCUGUGCCUUAUUUAUUCUUUAUCUUGUAAUAAUAGCCUCGAGCUUAAAGCUUUCCAUACGAUCAUUUAGAUUUCUAUAUUGUAAAGAUUUAAUCAUCCUUUAAAAAAAACAAAACAAUACAAAACAAAACAUAAAAUAUGAACCGAUCCCAGUUGGUCUCUCAUUUAAAUGCUUAAUUAUCAGUGUUUUUGUCUUUGUCGUGUAUUAUAUAUUUGUACAGAUUAAAGGUUGCUGUAUCUUUCCUCGUACCUUUUUUGUACCAUUUGAAUAUUUUUAUAGUGGUGCCAUUUACCUUAAUCCACAUCUACCUUUUACUAGGAAAGUGUAAUUGUUUAAAUUAAAAGGUCUCACCCUUUAAGAGAAAAGGUAGAAAGACAAGUACAGUUUAGUCCCAUUUUGUUCUAAGAUUUUAAGGUAUCCCUGACUACAAAUUCUGUCAUAAUAAAAUUCUCUAUUUUGAAAUUAUGUUUAAAUGAUGUAGGCUGGAUGAUCACUUUAAUAUUAAUAUUAUUCAAAGUAAUAUUUUCUUCUACAUUUUUCUGUAAUUAAAGUUUCCCACGUCUAUGAAUAUGGAUACAAACAUCUCCAUACGAAAGAAAAACGAAAAGAAAUAAAUAAGUGUUCAAACGUGCAACACACUCUCCUUGUUUUAUCUGCUUGUUUUGUUUAUCUGUAACACAAUGCAUGAUGUCUGCUGAUGAAUUAAUUACAACGAAAUAAUGACUAAAUGGAAUCUGGAAUCCAUGGAGGAGGUUUUGAUUAAACGAGAUCUCUAAAAAUAUUUUCACACGUCCAUGCAAUGUUUAAACAAAUUGACAUGGUGUUAAAACUAAAUCAUUCACAUCCUACGUGUCCAUGAGACUAAUAACGGUGCGCAUUUAGUCGCUGGUUUAAAUGUUUAUUUGUUUGAAAUGUUUUCGACUUAUAUAUGGCUGAAAUUGGAACCGCAAAGGAUGAAAGUAAAAGUCUGAAUCUUGAAGUUAAGGAGUCGUUUAAUUGGUACAGAACCACGUGACUGCGGGGUUCUUAACGCGCGCGCUGUCCUGAGGAUAUAGGUGGGCUCAGAGCGCAUUAACCAAGGUUAAUACACAGAAUUGCUCAUCAACACACAGGAAAAGUUUGCAUGCAACCUAUUCAUUAUUACUUACUUCUGAUUUGCCGACUUUUUCUUUCCUCCCCAGACAUUCUCCGCAAGCUGAAGACUUUUUCCUUACAGCUGGGAGUCUCGUGAGCCGAUGAAGGCAGAAGGCGACGCAGGGAGCAGCGGCGCAGGAGGAGGCGCAGGCGGUGGUGCGUGCUGCGUGAACCGGCUACUGCGCGCGGUGGAGAGCGAGCUGCGCGCGGGCCGAGAGAAAGGAGACCCGACGGAGAAGCAGCUACGCGUGAGUCUGGAGGACGCCGAGCUGUGGCGCAAGUUCCGCGAAGUCACCAACGAGAUGAUCGUCACCAAGAACGGCAGGAGGAUGUUCCCGGUACUGAAGGUGAGCGUGUCUGGACUGGACCCCAACGCCAUGUACUCCUUCCUCCUAGACUUCAGCCCAGCUGAUGGUCACCGCUGGAAGUAUGUGAAUGGAGAGUGGGUGCCUGCUGGCAAACCCGAACCCCACAGUCACAGCUGUGUGUACAUCCACCCCGACUCUCCAAACUUUGGUGCACACUGGAUGAAGGCUCCGGUGUCCUUCAGUAAAGUCAAACUGACCAACAAACUCAACGGAGGUGGACAGAUCAUGCUAAACUCGCUCCAUAAAUACAAGCCACAGAUCCACAUUGUCCGUGUAGGAGGAAGCCACAGGAUGGUGACCAACAUCUCCUUCACUGACACCCAGUUCAUCGCUGUAACAGCCUACCAGAAUGAGGAAAUAACCGCUCUGAAGAUAAAAUAUAAUCCCUUCGCAAAGGCCUUCCUGGAUGCUAAGGAAAGAAGCCACCCCAAGAACUUUCUGGAACCUCCUCCUGAGAACCAGCAUGUGGGCAUACCACACUGUGGUUGGUAUAUUUCGAACCCGGACUCCUUUUGUUCCUCUGGCAGCAGUAACUUCCCCUAUGCAGGCGGUUUACCUCUGACUCCUCACCACGGCUAUAAACACUACUCCAGUCUGCAGGGCCAUCGAGCCACUCCGUACCCACCGCCAUAUCUGCACCACCAUCACCAUCAUCACCACCGUGGACACAAUUCAGUCUCUCUGUCUGAGGGUCUGAGUCCAGGUGCUCUGCAGGUGUUCUCAGGCCACGAGACCUGGACAGGUGUUUCUCCUCCUGGUCCUGCAGCGAUGCUGUCAGUGCCGUCUGGUACGAACUCACCUGGAGUCAGCAGUCAGUACCCCUGCCUGUGGACAGUGAGCGGCUGUGGUGUGUCCUCCACUCCUGCAGGAGGUGCUGUGAGCUCCACCCAGUGUCAGGAGGAUCGACCUGAUGCAGGAUCCGCCUCCGCUUCACCAUGCUCGCUCCUUCAAGGCCAAGGUCCCACAAGUGCAGAUGUCUCGGAGCAAGCCAGCCAUAACCGAGUGGGAGGGGCUAGCUGGUCAGCAGGCUCCACCCACUCCUUUUAACCCGGCUUAAGGGAAGUCAUGCAACUGCUCACAUAACCUCUCAUCUCUCUAUGGAGUUCCUUAAUGCCAAAAUAUUGUUUGUGUAUCUGAAGAAUACAAUUUCAUUAUUUUCUGUACACAUGCUCAUCAUUUCUUGCAGCUCGGCGAUUUCAUCUUUACACCGAUAACCAUUAACUAUGACGUCUGCAGACUUUAAACAUUCUUUUAAGAAACAGGAAAGAAGAGGGCAAAAUGCAGACGCAAAACACCAACCUGACAAAAAAAAAAAACCCACACAAUUCGACUUUUUUUUUUUAACCUCAUUUCCACACAAAACUUAAUUUUAGCUGCAAACCAGACUAGAAAUAGAGUUACAUCAUAAAAUUUAAGAGCCAAUCAGAUUUCAGUAUGCAAAUGCAAGGGUGUAGUGUGUCGUUUAUGACUGAUCAGGAAUCACAGAAUGUCAUUUCUUAAUUCUGGUUUCAGUAAAAAUGCUUCUGUGUCUUCAUCUAACCUCAUGAUAAAUCCAAGUGAUAAAACCUCAUAAGGUUCAAAAACUAACCCAAACAUUUCUCCAUAAUCUUAACUAACACAUUCAUACAUUUUCAUAUAACAUAUAAACUGACAGGGGGGCACGGUGGCUUAGUGGUUAGCACGUUCACCUCACACCUCCAGGGUUGGGGGUUCGAUUCCCGCCUCCACCUUGUGUGUGUGGAGUUUGCAUGUUCUCCCCGUGUCUCGGGGGUUUCCUCCGGGUACUCCGGUUUCCUCCCCCGGUCCAAAGACAUGCAUGGUAGGUUGAUUGGCAUCUCUGGAAAAAUUGUCCGUAGUGUGUGAUUGCGUGAGUGAAUGAGAGUGUGUGUGUGUGCCCUGUGAUGGCUUGGCACUCCGUCCAGGGUGUAUCCUGUCUGGAUGCCCGAUGACGCCUGAGACAGGCACAGGCUCCCCGUGACCCGAGGUAGUUCGGAUAAGCGGUAGAUGAUGAAUGAAUGAAUGAUGAAUAUAAACUGGCAAAUGAGACCGUUUCCUGUUUCCGAUGACACUUUGUUUCUGUCAAACGGCCGAGAUUAUUGUAUAAAUAGUGCAAGAGUGUCGUUAUAUAUUGCAAGUGCUUACGUUUACACUCGCUUCAUGCUUGUACAGACGGCGACGCUGAUAUGACUUACAUUUGGGGCAGUGGUGGCUCAACUGGUUAAGGCUCUGGGUUGUUGCUCGGAGGAUUGGGGUUCAAGGCCCAGCACAGUCAAGCUGCCACUGCUGGGCCCUUGAGCAAGGCCCUCAACCCUCCCUGCUCCAGGGGCGCUGUAUCAUAGCUGCCCCUGCACUCUGACCCCAACCUCCUCAGUUGGGCUAUAUGAAGAAAAGAAUUCCACUGUGCUGUAAUGUAUAUGUGACGAUAAUAAAGCCUUCUAUGCCCCCAUUCCAUUCCAUUUGCCGUUUUACUUCUAUUCGCAGAACCAACACUCAAAACCCUACAAAUAUUUUUAUUUCUGCUUUAUCUGUAGGCCCGAAGUGUUAAUUAGGGUUGCCAGGUACGCAUACAAAAAGCAGUCCAAGGCUCAAUAAAAAUCAAUCCAAAAUACUAAAAUAACUUUUGCAUAAAGAAAAAUCUAUUAAUUAAUUAUAUACAAAUCCCAACAUGUGGACCUGGCAACCCUGGCUUCUAUAAUCUCUAACGAUGUGUGUAUAACGUCGGCACAUUUUACUUAUUAUACAUUUUUAAGUGUGGGGAAGCUUCCUGUGAUGUCUGUGGCUUAUCACUGUAAUAUCAUAAUGCCGCAUAAUUCUGUAGGAUGUUCUUGACAUGUCCUUUUCCUCUAUUCUAACUGGACAUGGUGCUUGCUAACGUAUGUAACUCCUGAACAAUAAAAGCACUGUGAACGAGUCG